Messenger RNA from Funneliformis mosseae, 264 nucleotides. NCBI's taxonomy places the organism in Eukaryota, Fungi, Glomeromycota, Glomeromycetes, Glomerales, Glomeraceae. The record is from the annotation of a GenBank genome assembly.
AUGUUAAGCCUCACCUUUGGUGUAGUAUAUUCAAGAUCUAAUCUCAAAGCUUUAUCCUGUAAUUAUCUGAAGCAUAAGUGUAGGACACUUUUGGUUAGAGCUAAAACCAUACAUAAUAUCAAUGUUAUAAAGAAUAUUGAUCACAAGCUGCAGAAGCUUACCACAUUCAGUACAAGGAUACCAUUUUUUAGAAUUAUAAAGAUAGUCACAGUCAAGGCCAUUUAUAUUAGUGUUAGGCAAUUGGACAAUUUUAGACAAUUUUGA